This is a messenger RNA of Coffea arabica (coffee), 2915 nucleotides long. Lineage: Eukaryota; Viridiplantae; Streptophyta; Magnoliopsida; Gentianales; Rubiaceae. The record is from RefSeq and is a predicted model, not a curated record.
ACAAUAAGAGCUUAACAUGUUUUUGUUUCUGGGCUUAUAAUUUAGAGCCGUAAAAAUACCUCAUACGCUCCUGCUUGAUCAGAGCUCGAAAGGCACGAAAAAUGAAGAGACCAUUAGAAGAAAAGAAAGAUAUGGUCAAAGAGACUCUCCUGAGCACUUCAUCACCAAAAGGUGGUUCUGGAACCAUGCCAUUCAUCAUAGCAAAUUCGGUUCUUGAGAAGGUGGCAACUUAUGGGGUAUCGCCAAACAUGACUCUGUAUUUGUUGAAGGAAUAUCAUAUGGAGAUGGCAACUGCAUCAAAUAUCCUCUUUUACUUGUCUGCAGCUAACAAUUUCACGCCAGUUCUUGGAGCAAUUGUUGCAGAUGCUUAUGUUGGUCGGUUCCAUAUGAUCGUAUUUGGAUGCGUUAUUAGCUUUCUGGGGACUAUUGUUUUGUGGUUGACAACUAUGAUUCCCCAAGCAAGGCCUCCUCCAUGUAAUGAAUCCAGCAACAGUUGCACCUCAGCAACAUCUUUCCAACUCUUUAUGCUAUUCACAUCCUUUAUACUCCUAUCUGUUGGAGCUGGAGGCAUCAGGUCUGCUUCCUUGGCCUUUGGUGCAGAUCAAUUCGAGAAAAGAGAUGGAAAGAAAGAUGCAGUCUUGUUACAGAGAUAUUUUAGCUGGUAUUAUGUGUCGUAUUCGUUAUCUCUUGUCCUUGCUUUGACCUGUAUGGUGUACAUUCAAGAUCAAAUGGGGUGGCAAAUUGGUUUUGGAGCUUCAGUGGUGGUUAUGUUUUUUGCAGCUCUUCUGUUUUUUCUGGCUUCCCCCUUCUACAUCAAGUUAUUAUCGAGUAGCAGUACUGAGAUGUUGUACCAUCACAAGAACGGCUCAACACUGGUUUUUCCUAGUGAAAAGAUGAGGUUUCUAAACAAAGCUUGCAUAAUCCACGAUCCCGAGCAAGAUCUUACCCCUGAUGGAAGAGCUAAGAAUCCCUGGAAUCUUUGCACAGUGGAUCAGGUAGAGGAUCUGAAAGCACUACUUAAGGUGAUCCCAAUAUGGUUGUCAGGAAUAGUGACAUUUAUCAAUAUUAACCAGACCUCUUUUUCGGUACUUCAAGCAAGUUCCAUGGAUCGCAAGAUCAUGGGGAAUUUCGAAAUUCCAGCAGGUUCUUUUGGUAUAUUUAAUAUCAUUUCUAUGAUACUCUGGGUUGCUUUUUAUGAUCAAGUGCUUCUGCCGAUAGCAGCAAGAAUCAACAGGAAACCUGUUUACCUCACUGCAAGACAAAGAAUGGGAAUUGGAACGUUUAUCUCUUUUCUCUCCGUGGUUGUAACAGCAACCGUGGAAUGUAUUCGUCUUAGUCUUGCAUUUAAGGAAGGAAUUUCAGAUGAUCCAGAGGCAAUAGUGCACAUGUCAGCUCUAUGGCUUUUGCCCCAAUAUUGCCUGAUAGGAUUGACUCUGGGUUUGAGUGCUAUCGCGCAGAAUGAGUUUUUCAUUUCAGAACUCCCCAGAAGCAUGUCAAGUAUGGCUUCUACUCUCUGUGGAGUUGGAAUUUCUCUAGGAUGUUUGGUAGCAAGUUUUAUAAUGAGUACUAUUGAUGAUUUUACAAAAAGAGGUGGCGGGGAGAGCUGGAUUUCUACCAACAUUAACAAGGGUCAUUACGAUUAUUAUUUUUGGGUUCUUUCUGGUUUAAGUUUGGCAAACUUCUUUUUUUUCCUGAUCUGCUGUUGGACCUAUGGACCUUGUAGAGGGGAGGAAGGCAAUGUUAAUGAUGAAGAAGUUUCCUUGCGUUAGAAAAUAAAAUUUAAUGAAGAAGCUUCCGACUGGAGUGUCAAGACACCUUCACGAUCGAAACUGGUUUCUUAUGGAAGUCGUACAUAUGAAACAAAAUUUGAUCUGUCAUCUUUACUGGCUUUUCUCCACUCCUUGAAGUGCUGUACCUGUAUCAAAGCUCUUUUCUGCAUAACAUGCUUCUCAUCUAGGGCUGUCACAUCUCCAAGUUAACACUACGUGCGAUCGAAUUUCUCGACACCAGUCUUUGUUGGUCCUCAUUGUUGCAAAGCCUCCAGCGGUUUGUAACGGAGAUUUUAACAAAGUUAGCAAGAGCUCUCCAAACCCUGAGGAGAUUCUGUAACAAAGCAAAGAGAAAAUAAAAAUAGAGAUACAAUUUUACGUGAUUCGAUCGAAUGGCAUAUUUUUGCGGGCAAAGAUCUAGGAAUUUACAGGGCUCUUCUCUUGAUGUCUCUACUUGAACCUAAUUUGAGUUAUUUGAGCAAGUGACCCCGUUAAAGAACUCGAGCAUUCAACCUUUAAGAAUGAGGUAAAUGCACACCCCUUCAAAACUUGCGUGUGAUGGUAAUUUUAGUUGUGAGUUGAAACUACGGUUAGUUGGUACAAUUCAGAGUAUGGAUUUAGGCUAUAAGAGUAUGGAUUUAGCCUGUCCCUAAUUAAUAAUGCCACGAAAAGAGAAGGUCACCUUAUGAGAAUUGGCUCAACUGAUAAGGUUUGUACACUUUAUUUAAGGAUUUAAUGAAAAAUUGAGUUUAAAUCUCGUUACAAGAUAAUUCGGUAUUUUAAGUGACUGUAAAAAAUCACUGUUGAGAAUUUUUUUUUUGCACCCAAGGCCAAAUUGAUGACAAAAUUUGAUUGAUUGCGAUCACGUAUGCUCAUUUCUGCGCUACAUAUACUAGAGACAAUUUCACAUAGCUCCCCUUAUAUUCAACGUAAUUGCAGAAAAUUCCCCUCUAAUUAUUUUAAUAACAUAUAGACCCCCAAAUUCUCAUUCAAUUUGUUUCGGACUUAAAAGAAGUUUUAGAAUUAGAAGAGCACAAACAUGCCUCUCAGCAGAUUUUCCAUCUUACAUUUACUUAGAAAACUGCUACAGUAACAAAGAAAACCAAUCCCCCGCUUCCCCCGUCCCCAACACCAAAAAAAAAAAAA